Lachancea meyersii CBS 8951 is the source of this 861-nucleotide messenger RNA. NCBI's taxonomy places the organism in Eukaryota, Fungi, Ascomycota, Saccharomycetes, Saccharomycetales, Saccharomycetaceae. The record is from the annotation of a GenBank genome assembly.
AUGUCGAUUACAGAGGUUUUGGAGCGUGGACUGCCCUCUUUGGGGCAAGGAUCAACGGCUUCCAACAGCAGUGAGUCAGGGUCUGGUUCGACGUCGAGCUCUUCUUAUUCGACUCCAACCAUCACACCACCUUCAAUAGCGGGGAAUCCGCAUAUAUGGCGAUCUGGGAAACCCGCAGGAACCGUUUUCAUCGCGAUGGGCUCGGUCGUGGGGUUCAUUCUGGCGGCCAUCGUACUAAUGUAUUUUGUUUCGGCGUACAUCUCGCACAGAAACGCCAAAAAACAGCGGUACGACGCAAUCGACCAUGAGUUCCAGGCACACAUCAGCAAGAGCGCAGGAACAGAGUUCUUCAACUCGGAAAAAAAUCAAUAUUCGGACAAAUUAUCGUCCCAGAUGCCCAUGCUCUCGAACCACAGCAUGGUACGCAUGCUCGACCCGCAGGGACCGGAAAGACUAUCACCAAGCAUCACAAAUAUGGGCUCUCAGUUGACGGUGGCGCAGGAGCCCUAUUCUCUGCUACAGGGCCAAAACGCCGCAGCACAAAAUCGCCAGUCGUUGUUCAUUUCGCCCACGGUCGAGGUCGUGAACCAGCAGCGGAGAAGCAUGUUCAUGCCAGGCACAAACGCAUCGUCGUCUUCUCUGGUGUCGGAAAUCAGUCCCGAACUGAACCGGCCCGAAAGAGCCGCUUCUCCAGAACGCAAAAAAGGUCAUCAAGCCAGAUCAAAGUCCAAUCUCGGCUCGACCGUGGCUUCCGCUAAGAGUAGCUCUCCGUCUCCCGAAAACUCGCAGGCACGGGCGACUCCUUUUCAAAGAGCCGAGGCGCCGUCCAUGUAUCUCGAGAAGCUGCUCGAGGACGACUAG